This is a messenger RNA of Nylanderia fulva, 993 nucleotides long. RefSeq names its product short coiled-coil protein. Lineage: Eukaryota; Metazoa; Arthropoda; Insecta; Hymenoptera; Formicidae. Gene Ontology annotation, cellular component: trans-Golgi network. The record is from RefSeq and is a predicted model, not a curated record.
GUGCUUUCGCCUUCAUAUAAAAGCAGGUAAAAGCAUGUAAAAAUGUAUAAAAAUAUGGACAUCGAAUCUAUCUUAUCUAUCAUCCGGCGCAGUUAGACAAACUACAGCUUUACAUCGCAUAAACGACGCGAAAAAUGACUGGAAUCUGAUAUAUAAACGAGAAAAUGAUUUAAUUAUAAUCGCGCAGAUCAGCGUAGUUUUUGUCGGCGAUAAAAUUGCGAUCGAUUGUGCAGCGAGAUAUAUCGCGAUAUCUCGAUUAACUCUCGCGCCCGAGGAUCGAUAAAGCGAGGAGUGGGAGUUGCGUCAGUGUCAGAGUGUCAGUCCGUCAGUUGCGUCGCGUGUGGUUUUUCCUCGUAAAUUCUCGGAUACCAACAUGUCGGCGACGAUGACAGCCAAACUGCAGGACGACAUGAAUAGUAUACCGCUCGCCGAUGAUGAUCCGCAAGUAAUAAUACCAGAAGAGGAAAUCUUAGACAAUGCUUCGCAUAUAUCUGACGCACUAGGAAGAGGACGUAGUAUGGAUUCUAUUCCAUCGACAUUUACUAACGGAAGCUGUAGUCCAAACAAUGAUAACAUAUCAAAGCAGUAUUCAAAAAGAUUGAAAUUGAUUAUAGGUUUAGAUCCAGAUAUCAGCCCUGAUGAACAGGAGGAGAAAGCUAGACUGAUUGCACAGGUUCUCGAACUGCAAAAUACUUUAGAUGAUCUAUCACAGAGGGUGGACAGUGUGAAGGAGGAAAAUCUCAAACUGAGAAGUGAAAAUCAAGUUCUGAGUCAAUAUAUUGAGAAUUUAAUGUCAGCAUCGAGCGUGUUUCAGUCAACAAGUCCUAACACUAAGAAGAAGUAAACAACCCAAUUAUUUGAAUAAAUUAGAUUAAAUUAUUAAAUUAAAUUUAUGAACCAGCUAUGCAGAAUCUUGAAAUCAUUGUAAUUGUUUUGGCUAUUUUGGAAAGUGCUUACAUUUAGGCAUUUAAUUAUAAUGCUUAUUUAACAAUA